Messenger RNA from Funneliformis caledonium, 1001 nucleotides. The record is from the annotation of a GenBank genome assembly. NCBI's taxonomy places the organism in Eukaryota, Fungi, Glomeromycota, Glomeromycetes, Glomerales, Glomeraceae.
AGCGUAUUCAGAUACUUCGACGCAUAGAAGACGUACAAACACAACAUGCACUGUCUGUGAAGAAUUGGGAAAGGAUUGAAAAUAGUCUUUCUAAGCAACUUACUGAAAUGGAAACGGAGCGAGAUCGGUUUGCUGGAAAAUAUGAAACUUUAAAUAAUCAGCUUAUAGAAAUGUCAUCAACUAUGGAACAACAAGAACUUCAGUUGAUAAUUGAACGCAAUCAAAACAAACAAUUAAACGAGGAAAUCACUUCAUUGCGUGCACGAAUUCCAAAUUUAGAAGCCAAAAUUGAGAAUUUGGUUUUAGAACUUGAAUCCUACAAAACAACUCACAAAAUAGCAUUGCAAGAAGCAGAAGAACAGUAUCGUCGUAUGUUACGACAAACAUUGGAAGAAAAACAGGAGGAAUGGGAACAGAAAGUGCGUUCUGAGCAAGAGAACAAACUUAUUAAAGAACACGAAAAAGAAAAGCGUAGAGCUAAAUUAGAUUCAUCGAGAUCAUCCGAGGAAACAAAUUUGGGAUCAUUGAGAUCAAGAAGUGAGACAAAUUUAGGGAGAAAUUAUGAUGGAGGAAUAUUAUCACCUGUAAUGUAUAGUCCAACAUCAAGUACAAGAUUAAGCAUUGAUGGCGGAAGUAAUAUUAUAAGCAGUGUUAUGAUGAUUGAAAAAUUAAAUUCUUCCGUAAGACAUUUGGAAGGACAAGUUAGUACUCUUCAAGGUCAAUUACACAUGACUACAAAAAAUAGAGAUGAAUUAGCAGAUGAAUUAGUUAAAUUAACCGUUCAAAUGGAAGAUAUUUCUAUAAAGACAAGAAGGCUUCCAGAGCUGGAGCUACAAUUCCAUGAAUUGAACGAAAGAUAUCUAAUUACAUUAGAAUUACUUGGAGAAAAGACAGAGCAAGUGGAAGAAUUACAAGCAGAUAUUGAGGAUAUGAAAGUUGCAUAUCGUAAUCAAAUAACAGAUCUGGCUGCAGAGCUUGAAAAAUAUAAAAUUUCUCGUUAA